Molecule: messenger RNA, 540 nt
Organism: Acaulospora colombiana
Lineage: Eukaryota; Fungi; Glomeromycota; Glomeromycetes; Diversisporales; Acaulosporaceae
Source: the annotation of a GenBank genome assembly
AUGAACGGAAAAGGAAGAAGCAGUAGGAUGGCCGUCUGCGGCAUUUCGAGAAAAAUGACGUCAAAUAUCAAGAGACCAGUAGGUAUUAAAGAUAAUAGAGAAAGUACUGGAUUUAAACCUAGCUUAUUAUUCCCGACAAAAUCAACGACAAAUACAUUUAGGACGAGAAGACGAAAUAUUAAUAGAAAAUUCGAUAAAAGAGUUCAAGGAAAGUGUAUAAUAGUAAAAGUGCAAGACCCAUCACAUAUGAAAUUGAAAUCAAAGCAGAAAGAGGGAAAGAAGAGAGCAGUACUGGACGCGAGAAUACUGAACGAUGCAAUCCCGAUCUUACCCUCACGUUCUCCUAAGCAACAGGACGGCACGAUGGCUGGGGUUCGAAUGCGAAGGGAAAACGUGCAAAGCUCGGUCAGUGAGAAAGCACUUAAAGAAUUGGGAUUCCUCAUGAAUAUGAAGAAAUGUCGACUAACGCCGUCGCGGAAACAGGAAUUUUUGGGGUUUCUACUGGAUACGGAGUCAAUGGAGAUAAAGCUGCCUCAUUAA